GUCACCCUCAGGCACUGGAGCUGCACUCCAUGAGUCCCUCCAAACCCGGGAUCUGAAGAAAGUCAUGGUAGCCCACAGCGCCUAUCUCAAGGCCAUGCGGCGGCCCCAAGAGAUCCAGCAUUAGCUUUAGGACAAAACAGUCCUUGCUUCACCCCUGCCACCUCCGAGAACUGGGGAAUAAAGUUCGUCUCAAGGGCAAACUGACCCCAGCAGUGUAGGAACAAGCUCUGCGGGCGGCCGGGUCUUUCCUCCGCAGGCAGGGGCAGGAACCCGACUUCACUAGUUUGUCCCAGCGGCCGCUUCGUAGACGGAGCCCGGCGUCCUGUGAGUCCGCAUCGCCAUGGCGGCCCGCGGGGGCCUGGCUUCCUCCAGCGAGGGCCUGCGCUACGCCGAAUACCUGCCUCCCUCAGCCCAGCGGCCCGACGCCGACGUGGACCACCGAGGGGCAAGAAGGUUGAUAACUGUAGGACUAGGUAUUGCAGCUUUUGCAUUUGCAGGGCGCUAUGCAUUUCAGAUCUGGAAACCUUUAGAACAAGUAAUAACAGAAACAGCAAGAAAGAUUUCAUCUCCUAGCCUUUCAUCCUACUAUAAAGGAGGAUUUGAACAGAAAAUGAGUAGGCGAGAAGCUAGUCUUAUCUUAGGUGUAAGCCCAUCUGCUGGCAAGGCCAAAAUUCGAACAGCCCAUAGGAGAAUUAUGAUUUUGAAUCAUCCAGAUAAAGGAGGAUCUCCUUACUUAGCAACCAAAAUAAAUGAAGCAAAAGACUUACUGGAGGCAACCACCAAUCAUUAAUGGACACUCAAGGACCACAGUGAAGACUUACUGGAGGCAGCCCCCAAGCAUUAAUGGAUGCUGAAGGACCACACUGAAGGAGAAAAAAAAUCCAAGAUUUAGAAUCCUAAAAACUAGUGUAAAUCUUUUCUUUUAUCAGUAAACUAUGUAACAAUAAAAGAUGAAUAGCCAUGCAUUUUAUUUCCUUUAAAGGAACCUUAUAAAUUCCUCAUAAAGAACCUUAUAAGCUGA
Messenger RNA from Jaculus jaculus (lesser Egyptian jerboa), 1021 nucleotides. It is a transcript of the gene Dnajc15, whose product is annotated as DnaJ heat shock protein family (Hsp40) member C15. The transcript has 6 exons. NCBI's taxonomy places the organism in Eukaryota, Metazoa, Chordata, Mammalia, Rodentia, Dipodidae. Gene Ontology annotation, biological process: protein import into mitochondrial matrix. The record is from RefSeq and is a predicted model, not a curated record. Gene Ontology annotation, cellular component: PAM complex, Tim23 associated import motor. Gene Ontology annotation, molecular function: ATPase activator activity. Bases 341 to 790 code for a protein of 149 amino acids.